UGGGCUUUUUCUUUCUUUCUUUCUUUCUUUCUCUCUCGCUCGCUGCCCUUCAGCGAGACGAGACAAUGGGCGUAGUUCCCCUCCUCUCCUCCCUCCCUCCCUCUCUCCCUUCUUCUCUCGUUUUUUUGGUUGGUUUGGUUGGUUGGUUGGUUGGGUUGGUUCCUCUCGAGAGAGCGAAAAAAACAAAAACUCACUCACUCGCUUAUGUUUUUGCUGCUUGCUUGCUGCUUGCUUGCUGCUUGCUUGCUGCUUGCUUGCUUGCUUCUCUGCUUUUUUGGGAGCGAUGGAGGGAGCGAGGGAGGGGGGAUACCGUACUGCUGUACUGCAUCAUACCAUGUCACGCACGCUUCACUGCACUGCACACACCACACUACACACGCAUUGCGGAUAUACUACCUAUUUCUACUACUACCUACUACUACUACCUAUUAUUGCAUUUGGACGGAUGAGGGGGGGCGUUUUAGUUUUCUUUUCUUUUUUUUCUUUUUUAAGCGGAUGGAUGGAUGGAUGGGUAGCUAGGCUGGCUGGGACAGGGACAAUUGCGCCGCCGUGGGCAGGCAGGCAUGUCUUCUCGCUUUCUCGUUCUCUUUCUCUUGCUUUCUCCCUCUUUCACUUUCGCUUUUUCUCGAUCGGUUUCUCGCGCUCGCUCGCUCGCUUGGUUGGCUCUGGCACUGGCAUGGGCAUGGGCAUGGGCAUGGGCAUGGGCUGUAUUGGAAAACACACACACACUCACUCACUCACUCACACACGCAAGCAAAAGAUAUGUUCGCGCUCUGCUCUGCUCUGCUUUGUGUGGUGUGGUGUGGUGUGGUGUGGUGUUAUAUUCGGGUUCGUUGCGUUCCAUAUCCUCUGUUUGUUCGACGUUUUCUUUUCCUUUUUCUUCUUCUUUUUUGAGUUCUGGUUUUGGUUUUUUGGUUUCGUUUAUCUAAAUGGGCUUGGAUGGGUUGGGGUGGGUUGGGUGCUAUGGAUUAAAAUUUUGGGUGGUGGUGGUGGAUAGCACUGCACGGCACGGUAUACAGACAUGGUCGGGGCGGUGAAGCGCAUGAGGUCAGGUCCUGCAAUACCUACUUACUAUAGCACUCCUAGUACGCCGGUGUGGUGCAGUAAGGUGCGGUAUAGUAACGUGGACGGCGCGGUAGACUAGGGCUGAGCGGGCAGGACAGGGCAAACAGACAGACAGAC
Messenger RNA from Aplosporella prunicola CBS 121167, 1182 nucleotides. RefSeq lists its product as uncharacterized. NCBI's taxonomy places the organism in Eukaryota, Fungi, Ascomycota, Dothideomycetes, Botryosphaeriales, Aplosporellaceae. The coding region runs from base 284 to 997 and encodes 237 amino acids. The record is from RefSeq and is a predicted model, not a curated record. The transcript has a single exon.